This is a messenger RNA of Scomber scombrus (Atlantic mackerel), 2128 nucleotides long. It is a transcript of the gene ccdc62, whose product is annotated as coiled-coil domain containing 62. NCBI's taxonomy places the organism in Eukaryota, Metazoa, Chordata, Actinopteri, Scombriformes, Scombridae. Bases 286 to 1932 code for a protein of 548 amino acids. The transcript is spliced from 13 exons. The record is from RefSeq and is a predicted model, not a curated record.
AACAACUUAAAAAGGUAAAUAAUUCAAUUUUAAAGACAUAAGUUGUAUAUUUAGAAAAAGGGAAAUAUUGUAUAAACCUAUAUAUCUUAAACCUUUAACUACUUUGUUUAGGUCGUUUAUUUAAGUGUUACGUGUACUUUUAGUUACUUUUAAGAGAUGGUAAGCUAACAACAACAACAACAACAACAACAACAAAUGAAGGCUUCAUAACACAAGAGGAGAAAAAACACACAAAUGAAUUGGAGUUAAGAGGUAAUAUUACUACAUAUAUAUAAUAUAGCUGUUAUGAUGCGAUGGACGAAGGGAGAAGAUUACCCCCCCUCAGAUGGAAGAGGUUUUGGAAGAGCCCCAACUUGUGUCCCUCCCUGGUCUGCUGAUACUUCAGCUGAGGUCUGGCACAGCACCCCAGUUAAAAAGGAAAAUGGAGGCUCCCCGCUUCUUCCGAGUCCAGCUUCUCUCCUAACCAGCUUUAAGAUGGACAACUCAGCAAAGCAGUGGUCCAGAAAUACCCCUCCCGUCCCCGCAGACCCUCCAUGUCCUCCCAUCUGUCGGGACAAUGAGUUUCCUGUGAGUGAUGUGAGCGGCUCCACCGUCCAGAGGCAGCGGAGGGAGCUGCAGCUGCUGAUGGCCGAGCUGAAGGACCGAGACCGAGAGCUGAACGUAAUGGCCGCCUCUCAUCACAAACACCUUCACGCCUGGGAGCAAGACCGCCAGAAGGUGCUCGCCGUGGAGCAGAGGUGUGCACGUUUACAUGAUGAGCUGCAGAAGCGUAACGAGGUGAUCAGAGUCCUCACUAAACGAGCGUGUGUAGUGGAGACAAAGGAGAAGGAGGCGCAGGAGGAGCUCAGCUCAGCCCGACAGCAGCUCUGUGAGGUGGAGCAGAAACAUCAAAACGCCAGCCAAAAAUGUCAAGACUUUGAGGACAAGAACCAGAGUCUGAACUCCACCGUCAUGUCUCUGUCCUCUCAGGUCGGCUCUCUGCAGGUCAGAGAGGAAGAGCUGAGCUCCAUGCUCAAACUCAAGGACAAAGACGUGACUGAAGCCUCCAGUCACGUAUUCGACCUCACAGAGCGCCUUCGACAGGUGGAGACGUCGCUAACGGAGAGUCGCUCGCGGGAAAACAAGCUGCAGAGAGACUUGGAGGAAAAUAAACGUCGUUACAGAGAAACGAAGCACGAGAUCACAAACCUGAAAGAGGAGCUGCAGCAGCAGGUGACACAGAGCAGCACUCAGAGAGAAGAAAUCAUCCGACUCAAACAGGAGCUGCAGCUGCUGCGUAGAGACAUCGUCCUGUCAGGGGAGGGAGACAGCUGGAGAGACGAGCUGCUGGAGCUGGCUCACUCCAAACAGGAGCGCACCAUGUCCGAGCUCCGCUGCCUGCGACAGGUGUGUGAGAAUCAGAGGAACGACCUGCAGCUCCUGCAGCUGAAUCUGGAAAGUGCUCGAGAAACAUUGAGAGAGAGGAACAGUCAGGGUUUAAUCAGCAGCCAGGAUGAGUUGAGAUGCGUCUGUGUGGAUAAUCGAUCGCCUUCAUCGAUCAGAGCGAAGAACUCCAGCACAGUACCAGCAGAUAGUUCUCCUCUACCAGCAGCCGUUCUGCAAAGCGCCGUAAACCUGGACCUGGACCUGUCGGCACACCUGAAGGAAACCGAGGAUCGUCUGUCCAGCUGUUCUCUGCAGCAGCUGUUAGAGGAGUCCAGGCAGCUUUUCACCAACUCAGAGCACAACGCCCUGAGACUCCACAGCUCUGUGUACAACUGUGGGACCAACGAUCACUUUCUCUGCUCCCAUCGAUGCCCGACUUCCCCCCACCAGCACCAACACCAACACCAGCACCUGAGCCCUCCAACACACAAGACCGGUGAAACUCCACCCAACGCCUGCCUGAGACGCAGCUCUAUCCUGCCGUGUGGACGACCCGACGCUGACUGAAGCACUGAUUUUAUUUUAUUUUUGGUGGAAACUUCAAUAUUUUAAGUGCACUGUGCUAAAUUUUACCUAUUUUUGACUGGAGUCAGCUUCAAACACAAGUAUUAAUACAUGAAAUACACCUGGAAGCUGAAGGUUGAACUCAGGAAAAUGAUGAAGUGAUAAAAAUGCAUAAAAUGUCUUUAACUUUUUAUUUUUA